Ectocarpus sp. CCAP 1310/34 is the source of this 1568-nucleotide messenger RNA. Lineage: Eukaryota; Phaeophyceae; Ectocarpales; Ectocarpaceae. The record is from the annotation of a GenBank genome assembly.
AUGGUGGACAUCAGGCCUCCAAAUCUAUCCGCAGCUCGAUGUCAGCACGACGAGAUGGAUGAAGACCAUUCUACUGUGACGGCAACCGCGUCCACAUCAUCAUACCAGAGCGGAGGGAGUUACAGCAGUGUUGCGGAUACCCACCACUAUCGACAAGCGGGAAUGGGUCCUGCCCGUGCGGAACAAUUCGCACCUAGUCAAGGCCACGCCGGCGUUCAAUGUUCGCCGCCCGCCCCGAGGUUCCCCAGAACGCCAAGACCGAGCGAGUCCUUGAUGGCCUGCCACCGAUACUCGCGAGUGGUGCGGGUGCUGGCCAUCCUCGAUGCGAUCAUUGUUUUGUGCGGCGCUUCCGCCUUCACGCCUUUAAUCCUCAUGAUAUGGGGUCCGAUCGCGGGUUACCUUGCGUCCAACUUUCGAUUAAGAGCAGCCUUCACGUUCCUCUUCUACUACGCCCUGAGGAUUUCUUGGGACAUCGGAUGGAUACUUAGCGGCGGGAUAAAGUGGGUUGUUGUCUGGGUGUUUCUGUUCACCGAUGUAGCCGCAUCGGGGCUGGUGUACUUCUUCGUGGUGCUUCUUUGUCGUUGUUCCGCCGCUGAGGUGGAGCAUCUGCGAGAUCCGAACACCGCGUGGGCGUCGGCGUUCUUCCCGCUCUCCGUCGGUGUCACGCCAUUCGGGGGAUCUCCGGACGACUAGAUGGAUAGUGCUUCACUGGCACGCUGUGGUUUGGCCGUUUAAUCCAUGUUAUUGCGUUGUUGCUGUUGUUGUUUGUUGGGGUUUGUGGUGUUCAUCUUGUUGUCUUCCUUCACAAGAAAACAGUUCGGCCCGCUAUCUCGUACGCCGUGUUCCGCGUGAAAACCUGGAAACGAUGGAAGUAUCAUAAUGAUCUGGCUUACGGCUCGAGAUACGCGUGUGAAGUGAUUUGAAAACUCUUAAGUUUCAUCAAGACCGGUCCCAAAGCACUCGAGCUGUCAGGAAGACGCUUGUGCAUGCGUAGCUGGUGUGUCUCGUGUGUGUGGCGCGCGCUUUGUAGGUGUACAUAUUGGCCGUGUGGUAGGCUACAGAUGUGGAGACGUCCAACGAUUUAUUCUCUCGGUUUCUGCAUGCUCGCAGUCUUCGACGCAUGGUGGCGCACCUUGUACAGUGUCAUCAUCAUCAUUAUUAUCGGUUUUCUUUGCCCAGUAUUUCAAACUUCAAUGUAGUUGCUCUUGUUUUGGUGAUAUUUUUCCCAGCUUGUUCAUGGGUUCAUGUAUGGCUACCGUAGAACAACCACAUCCCAUCAGGAUGACGUUCGCCUCAGGAAACACAGGUGCGCUCGAUGUCUGAAGUGCGCUGAGUACUUUCUCUCUACUGCACUAGGCUUUCCUUUAUUUUUUGUGUGGUUUGCUGUUUAUGCCGUCACGUUAUCAUGAGUCGGUCACCAUGUUCUGUGUUUAUCUGUUCUGGUAGUUAGGCGUGCAGGGUAUCAACGUACGGUAGGCCCUACUUUGUGCGCGUGGUGAGAUUGAAUGUGACAGAUGAUUCUUGACGACAAUGUGAAUGAGUGCGGUCUAACGGCCAAGGAGUAGUGU